AUGUCGUUUAAUGUGAAUUUUGGUGGUGUUAAUUAUGAUGGAGCACUUUCGUAUAAUGGUCAACGAGUUUUACAAGCCAUGAAGGAGAAUGUGGAUAAUGUUGAUUUGAUUUGUUUACAGGAGACUCAUGUUGGGUGGGAAAUUGCAGUUUCGAAUAGUACAACACUUUCUACUCAAUAUCCAAAUCAAGUUUGGGAUCAUUCCAAGACGAAUGUUUAUUUAGCAAGUGGAACUGGAGUGAUGGCUAAAGCUAAUCUCAAUUUGGAUGUGGAAAUGUUGAGUAGUAAUGUGGAGGGAAGUUAUUUUGAUGCCAUGCAUAUUAUUGUGACAAGAAAGAAUUCGAAACUUGAAGAUUCUGUUAAUUAUCAAGUAUUGAAUUUACAUUUGAGACCUCCUCUCUCAUUCGAAGGUGGAAAUUUACAACAUAUUAGUGCCUUUCUCUAUCAAACCGUUUCAGAGAUUUCAACGAAACAAGUCAAUCUGGAAUAUUCCAAUCUAACUAUGCCUCCCUCCUCAAAGAAAUGA
Molecule: messenger RNA, 525 nt
Organism: Naegleria gruberi
Lineage: Eukaryota; Heterolobosea; Eutetramitea; Acrasida; Naegleriidae
Exons: 2
Coding region: 1-525 (174 amino acids)
Source: RefSeq, a predicted model, not a curated record